Limulus polyphemus (Atlantic horseshoe crab) is the source of this 4889-nucleotide messenger RNA. Its product is annotated as N-chimaerin-like. Lineage: Eukaryota; Metazoa; Arthropoda; Merostomata; Xiphosura; Limulidae. Gene Ontology annotation, biological process: regulation of GTPase activity; signal transduction. The record is from RefSeq and is a predicted model, not a curated record. Gene Ontology annotation, molecular function: GTPase activator activity.
UGAUGACAGUAGAAUUUCAUAAGUUAACUUUUCGAGAUCUCAAAAGUAUUUAGAUCUAAGCAAGAGUGAAGUAACUUGAAAAGUUAUUAACAUGACAAAGAAGGGCAUUAAUGUAUACCAUCUUUAAUAAUUAAGUAAAUCCAAAUAGUUUAUUAAUUUCUAACUUAAGGCUCAGGCGCCUUUUUCUUACCUCGAGUGAUGACAAAACGUUGUUUAGUUUCACUUUUAGUUUUAGCGUAGUAAUUAAAGGCAGUAACGCCGACGUAACGUAUUGUUACGAUCCAUCGACGAUAGGUUGUUUCUGUAAAUCUUAACGGCUUAAACAGUUAAAGGGCCCCUGGAAGCUUUUAGUUUACUGAAAUGUAUUUUAAUGAACAUUUUUAAACUCGAGUAUGUAUCAUGUAUGAAUGUUUUGUCUUGUAAUUGCGGAAGGAACUCUGACCAAAUACAGUCACAGAAUUAUAUGAUUUUGUGAUCAUGAACUACUAUUAGUAUUACUAAUACUAUUGACUGUUCAGUGUAUUGUAUUUGUACUAAUGUCAGGCUUAAGACAGUAAAACUUAAAAGGCUAAAGAACAGUCUGUUCAGUGUAAUAUAUUCAAAUUCAAGCCUUCAACCAAGGAAAUAAAGUUGAACUUGAAGAUGGCCUAUUACUUAUGUCAGGCAGGUGAAGAAAGAAGACCAGACAGGAUUAAUGACUUUCCUCAGCUUUGGAAGUCUUAUUUGUACCAGCUUCAGCAGCAAGCUCCAACUCCAAAGCGUAUUGUAUGCUCACGUGAGGUUCCAAAUCGGCCCCCUCAUUAUGGAAGAGAGUUUCAUGGGAUGAUCUCUAGAUCUGAAACAGACUGGCUGCUUCAAGAGUGUGAUGGUUGUUACUUAGUGCGUGAAAGUCUCAGAGCUGGACAGUAUACCCUUAGCAUGAGGUUUCUGGCAGCUACUAAGAAUUUUCGUCUCUACUAUGAUGGAAAACAUUAUGUGGGGGAGAAAAGAUUUGAUACAGUACAGGAUUUGGUUGCUGAUGGACUCAUCACGCUUUACCUUGAAUACAAUGCUGCAGAGUAUAUAUCUAUGAUGUGUGUUCAAAUCAAAUAUGAAGAAAGUCCCUAUAUGACAUUGAACUCUUAUCAACAAAAAAUGCGUAAAAUGAGGAUUAAGAAACGAUCAAGUAUUUCUAGCCAAGAAAGCAACAGUACACGAUCUACUCAUGAGUAUGACAGGCCUGCUGAUGAUAGUGGGAUAUUCUCUCAGGAAGAUUCAGUAGAGGGUGACAUUGAUGUCCAUCGCUUUGAAAAGACUCACAACUUCAGGACCCAUAAUUUCAAAGGGCUACCUUGGUGUGACCUUUGUGGCAACUUCAUGUGGGGGAUUAUUGCUCAAGGUGUCAAAUGUGAAGAUUGUGGUUUUAGUGCCCAUCGAAAAUGUUCUGAAAAGAUCCCAAAUGAUUGCCUACCAGAUUUGAAGUACAUCAAGAGAGUCUUUGGAAUUGAUCUCACUACAUUAGUCAAAGCCCACAAUACCCCUCGCCCAUUUGUUGUGGAUAUGUGUAUCAAGGAGAUUGAAAACAGAGGCUUAGAGGCUGAAGGGCUGUAUAGAAUCUCAGGAUUUAGUGAUGAAGUUGAAGCUAUUAGAAUGAGCUUUGAAAAAGAUGGCUUGCAUGCAGACAUAAGUCCUGGUGCCUAUGAAGAUAUUCAUGUUAUAACUGGAGUCCUAAAACUAUUUUUCCGUCUUUUACCUAUUCCCUUGAUCACCUUUGAUACCUACCCUUUGUUCAUGAAUGGUGUUAGACAACAAACUCUAGAAGGAAGGCUUGAAGGGUUAAGAGAAGCUAUUAAUAAACUACCACCAGCUCACUACCAGACUCUCAAGUAUCUACUGGUACACUUAAACAGAGUAACUGAAAAGCAGAAACAAAACUUGAUGACACCACACAACCUGAGUACCGUGUUUUGUCCGUCUUUGAUGCGAACACCUGAUUUAAUUGCUCAGCCUGGACAACUUGCUGCCUGGCACCAAGAAAGUCUGGUCAUUGAGAUUCUUAUUUCCCACCAGAGGGUUCUCUUUGAAUAUGGUUAAAAGAAAUGUAACUGUGCUUCCUAGAUUUUAAUAUUUAUCUUCUUUUCUGUUAGUUAACCCCUCCUUCAAAAUUUGAUUAAAUCUUGUAAAAUUUCUGGGAUUGUAAGACUAAGUCAUAUCAUAUCCAAGGUAAGAAAUAUGUAUAAAAGCUUUUUUUUUGUUCACGACUGUUCAAAUUUUGUGAAGGUACCAGUCAAUAGUCAACUACUGUGCAAAAGAAUUAAUAGACUGGUGCAUGAAUAUUAUAAUUGUUAUAAAGAAACUUGAUAUAGCAUAGGCUAAAAACCAUUUUGAAGAAGGCAGAAAAUUUGUUUGUUAUUCUUUAAUUCUGGGAGCUUUGUUAUAAUUCGAUGUUGAAAAAUAUGAUUAAUCCAUUCUACAAGAAACAUUAAGAAAAUCUAAUUGUUAUACAAACUACAAGGAAUUGUAAAGGCUUCAACAUACAAUACUCACAAGCAGACUAGAUCAGUAGGUUUACUUUAUGCAUCACAAUAAAUGAGUAAGCAUUUAUAUAGAUAAAGAAUUUUUUAAGUCACUAAAAUGUUAGUAAUAGGACUUUUAAAUUCUUUUUAAGCUAGCUUAAUUUAAUCUGUAUUUUAAAAAUAAAUAACAAAACAGGUUAGACGUUUUAUCUAAUGAUGCUUAAUGUACUAAGCCUACAAAGUAUGAUACCUUAUUGUAUAAUAGGUGUAAUAUUACAAAUGAUGUUUUGUAAAUGAGUGAUAUAAGUAGCAUUUCCACAUAAUACUGUAUAUCUUAUAAUCAAGUCAGCCUGAUUAGCUCUGAUAUUGAAUAAAAGGCUUUGUUGGCCUUAUUGGAUGAUAAGUGUGACAUAACAUUGCAGUAGGACUGACAAAUAAUUUUACUGAAACUAUUAAACUUGGUGUCUUGUAAAUGACUUAUGUAAUUAGCAUUUCAACAUAAUACUUUAUGUUGUAAUUCAGUUAUUGUAUCAUAUCUGGUAUUUGUUGACAAUGACAUACAACAGAAAGAGUGAUAUGAAGUGCUACUGUGCACUCAUUCUUACUGAAACAUCCUUUAGAGGUAGUAAAGAAUGAUGUGAUGAAAAAUGUUGUUAGUUUUACUGUGAUGUCAUGCAAUGUCACGCAUAUUACCCAAGAGUUAACUUGCGUUUUCCUUUAUAAAUUUUGAGAUGUUAAAAGGAUUUAUAGAAUAUCGAGUACCACAGCUAAAGAUAAAUUAGACACCUCACUGAUUUGAUAAUGUAUUCGUUGAUAGAUCUGUUUCUUGCAGGAAAUGUUUAAUUUAAAAAAAAAAAUCAUCAGUUCUGAAAGAUCAUUCAUGCUGUUGUGCGUAUUGUAGAAAAUGGUGAAAAUUAUCUUUGGUUUUGAAUGUAGAAAAUGGUGAAAAUUAUCUUUGGUUUUGAACAUCAAUUGCAAUUGCUGUACGUUUUUUACAGCAAGCGUAACCAGGGUUCCUACUUAUGUGGAAAAAAUUGGAUAGAUGCAUUGGAAUCUGGAAAAUUAGUGUUAGAGUUUUUAGAAAAUCUGCAUCAAUUACAAAAAAAUAUUCUAGAGAAUGUAAAGAAUCAUUAUUCAAACACAUGAGAAUAAUUGUAUUUUUAGUCUUUGGGAGCUGUUUAAGUUUUAAGUUCUGUACUGAGUAAAGGUACUGGUUAUGAAUUUGACGUUUAUUAACUGUUAUGAACUACAGUUAAGUACACACACUGUAUACUAGUUUGAAUAUUCGAGUGACUGAACAAGUUUUUUAAGAAAUGACAAGGAAAAACUGAUAUCUGUGAAACUUAGGCUUAGAAUUAUGUUACUAUUUAUUCAUUCUGAAUAACAAAAUGUAACUUAGGUGCUGUGUUUAUAUAGUGAUUACUAUAAAUAAUGUAUCACAUAAUGUAUUUAUAUCUCCUUUGAAAUUUGUGAUUAUAACUUAGACUUUUUUAUACUUGUAUAAAGUGAUUGUAAGUAAUGCAUUUGGAAAAUUGCUUCAAAUUAUUAGUUCAUUAAGAAUGAAAAGUUGAAACCUUUUUCUUAUUUAGCAAGUAAAGUGUUUCAUAUACUUACAAUUAAACCCAAGUAAAGAAAAUGAAGAAAUGUUGAAUUAUUGAUUUAACUCCAAAUCAACCAAGGUGUCUGUUUCUGAAAAUCUGAUCAGUGUAGGUUUGUUUGUUUUAAACUAUUCCUAAUAUUUGAAUCAUUUUGAGGUUAGUGUAGAAAAUAUUCAAUAGCAAAAUGCAUAAAAACAUUUUAGUUUCUUGUGAAAUGUUGGAUUAAAAAUGUAGUUAAGAAAAAAUGCUUGCUAAGGCAUGACUAUAACACAAAGAUUUAAGCAUUUCAGAAUCUAAAAAUAAAUAUCGGAUAUUUUUGGCCACUUACAAUAGUGCAGAGAGUAUUGUUUUGAUGGUUAAAAAAUGUGAAGUUGAAUUACAAUGAUAUUGAAAAAUCUUUAAAAUAUAAUUCUGAAAAUUUUCAACUGGACUUUAAGGAAACUACCUUCCUACAAGACAGUUUUAUGGAAAGUAAUUUUUGUAUGUGUAUUUGGUCCUACAAAAUGAGGAAGAUAUUUGUAAUGGAAAAACAAUACGGUGAUGUGUAAGUACAGUUAAAAGAUUCAACAAAUAAAUUAUUCCAUGAGGACAAUGUCUUUAAUAAAUUUUAUCCUAAUUUGUUUUAAUGGCUAGAAUUUGAACCUAAUGCUAUACAAUAACAUGUAUAUCCCAAAACUACAGGUAGAAAGUGUUUAGUUAUAUUUAAUUAUUUAUUAUGUUUUUAAUCAUGAGCUUGUCUAUGGUUUAUAUCAGCAAACUUUAUUAUAUUUUUAUGGUCAGUAAUUUGCUUGUUAAG